This is a messenger RNA of Pieris napi, 2341 nucleotides long. RefSeq names its product proton-coupled folate transporter-like. Gene Ontology annotation, molecular function: transmembrane transporter activity. Gene Ontology annotation, biological process: transmembrane transport. Lineage: Eukaryota; Metazoa; Arthropoda; Insecta; Lepidoptera; Pieridae. The coding region runs from base 309 to 1739 and encodes 476 amino acids. Gene Ontology annotation, cellular component: membrane. The transcript has 7 exons. The record is from RefSeq and is a predicted model, not a curated record.
UGGCAUUGGGAUUUGCGCUGAACGCGGCGAAAUCACUGAUUACUGAUUAGGUGUCUAUAUUUUAUUUAAUAAAUAUUUACAUAAACAAUGACGGAAAUCUGUAAUCUUGAAAUGAAUUAUUUUAAGCUACAGUCCAAGCGCAAGCGAUUGUGUCUCAGCUAUCACGCGUUUUUAAAUGUUAUGCCAACGCGAAAGAAUUCAGUAAAAUGUCUUUUUAAUUUAUGAAAUUAAUUUAAUCAUCAUUUAAAUUCUAUAUUUCUGUCGUACUGUGAACCCGUUCAUAAAAAAGAAUUUGUUAUAUUUUCAAAAUGGUUCAAGAAAAUGAAAGUGUAUCGGAAAGUAAUCCAAAUAUAAAUGAUUUAAGUGAAGUCACCAGCAAGCCUUAUAGAGUGACAAUGGAAUUUCCUCUCUUUUUUACAAUAUUGUCUGUAUCACUCUCUGGUGCAGCAAUAAGCAAUAUAUUAUUAUAUCGAACUUGUUUGCACUCAUGUAGCCAUAAUGAAACUGAGUGUCAAGUAUUUUUAUCCCCCGUAAAGAACAAUGGAUCUCAGGAAUUAGAGGAAGAAGUACAGAAGUAUGCAGCUUUUGUAUCAAUGGUUAGAACAAUAAUAGAGUCCCUAGCUCCAGCUCUAUUAUCUUUGUUCCUUGGAGUAUGGUCAGACACAUAUGGGAGAAAACCAUUAGUUGUUUGGCCUUUACUAGGUAUGUCGAUUAGUAGCGGAUUGACUGUCAUAUACAGUAUGAUGGACAAUCUCGGUCCGUGGUGGUUCAUAGCCACAGUUAUUCCUAUGUCACUAUCUGGCGGAUUCACAUCGUUAUUCACUGGUGCAUUUUGUUAUUUGAGCGAUGUCACAUCCAAAGAAAAUCGGUCACUUAGGAUGACAAUAGUCGAGGCAUCUGUUUCCGCAGGCAGUGUUAUAGGUUCCCUAGCAAGCUCGUACCUACUAAGAGCAGUGGGAAAUGUGUAUUUACUAUUGAUUACGGCCUUCCUCUGCGUAAUUGCCUAUGUAUUCACGAAUUGCUGUCUCGACGAAUCAUUGCCGGGUGCUCAAAAGGGUGGCAUUAAAUCUUUAUUGGACUUCAAGUUAAUAAAGGAAAUGAUAGCUGAAUGUUUUAAAGAGCGUCCAAAUUACACCAGAGCACAAAUAUUGUUGCUCACAGUUGCAAAUAGUUUGUCUAUCUUUAUAAUGUAUGGAGUUAUGAGCUUGGGCUAUUUGUACACGCGACAGAAAUUGCACUGGGCUAUAAAACAGUAUACAAUAUAUUCGGCGGCGCAUACGACUAUUACCUUCUUUGGAUCCUUCUUUGGUGUUGUUUUCAUACAAAAGAUAUUCAAAGUAUCGGACUUGACGUUUUCGAUGAUCGCCUUAAUAUCGACAGCAGCUGAAUAUAUUAUUAAAGCUUUUGCAUUCACGACGUGGCAUAUGUAUUUAGCUGCUGGAAUAUCAUUGUUCCGGGAUUUAUCAUCGCCACUUAUCCGUUCUAUGAUUACAAAGAUACUGCCAGCCCAGGAUAUAGCUAAGGUGUUUGCGUUGAUGUGCGCUAUAGAGGGAGUGGCACCGCUUAUAUCACCAGCUGUGUAUAAUUCGUUAUACGCAUAUACUAUAUCAACCUUCCCUGGAGCCUUUUAUUUAUUGUGCACAGCUAUUACUGGAAUCUGUGUGACAUUUUUGGGAAUCGUGCAAUACUUAAGGUGGAAGUCGACAACUAUAACGUAUCAAAACCUGACAAACGAGUAAUUUUAAUUUACUUAAAAUUACUUGACUUAAUUUAAAUUUUGAUUUGUUUUUAUAAAAUUUUAAUGCGAAAUCUGUAUGAUGAAAUCAAUUUUUGUUUUCUGUGUAUUAAACAUAGCUUUUUGUGAACGUGAAUUAAAAAAAACUAAUGUUUGGCCAACGCAUAUAUAUUUAAAUACGAUCUCAAUUUGUUUGUCAUAUUAGGUUCGCCUUUAACUGUAUUACAGUUAAUAUAGUUUUUAAGGUAUCAAUUAUUAUAGUUAGUUCACAUAAAUCGUGUUUAUAUUCGGUUGUAAAUUCAACACGAUUUAUAUAGCUUAGUACUGCCUAUUUACUGUACGUAAGAUAUUGCAGUAAAAAGUACCUCACAUUUAUGUCACAAAUCAAUAGAAAUGUAGGAUUUAAUUUUUGUUAUUCAUUUGACGUGACGAGCUAAAAUAGCGACUUUAAAUGCGUUAAUUAACAUUAAUUAAUGCGAUGUUAUUAGCACAAGGUCUGACUUAUAGCAAGGAAUUUGCGUAUUUUUCUACGAGAAAUUUGUUAAUGAAGACACAUUGGUCGGUCUAAAACUGCAUAGUGGCGUAUAAUCCCAACCUGAGCCCUUA